AUGUCUAAAGAUACCCUAAGAUCAAAAAUAUCUAAUAUACAAUUUAAAUUACAGUAUAAGAGGAAACAGCAAAACAAGAAAAAAAUCUUAAAACCUUACGGCUUUUGUUGUUCAAUUGAUAAUGUUGAUCCAUUAACAAAAUAUGACAGACUAAGGUCAUUUUACAAACAUUCAUUAACUUCUACACAUGCAAUGAAUGAAAGUCCAAUUUUGAAAUUUCAAACAGAAUUUAUUGAUCAUGUAAGUUAUGAUUUAAAAAAAAAAAGUCUCAAAAACAAGCUGUUUGAUACAGGAGAUCACAAGCAUAAAAAUUAUAAGAAAAAUAAACAAAAUUUAAAAAAUUUAAGAAAACUACAUAAAAUAAAAAAACUAUAUAAAUUACAUCGUAAUUCAUUUAAUAAUGAAGACACACAUAAUUCUGAAGAUAUCCAUGAUGAUUCCAAUUUCGAGGAUUUACGUGAUGAAAAGGUAACAUUCCUUCUUCAAGGACCAUUAAGAUGUUACUUAGAAGAAGAAAUUGCUGCUGCAAAAGAUAUACUAUGGGAACAAAAAAACAAAAUAUACAGUGAAGAAAUGGAUAAACAUACUGAAAUUGGAAAACAGAAAACACAACUUAUGAUGAAAAAGAAAACAAGUAGAUAUCCUCUAUGGUAUCAGGAUUUUUCUAUUAACCAAAUAAGGGAUUUAAAGAUGUUGCAAUGUAUAAUGCAUAAAGAUUGUGAAGAGAUGGUAACAGGACGUACUCAAAGAACACUUAUAUCAAUUGGAAUUAUAUCUACAUUUUUCAAACUUUCACCAAAUAUUAUUAGAAAAUUACAGGAAACUUGUAAUUGUAAUGUAAUAGAAUUUUUAAGAGAAAUUUACAAGAUACUAACUGGAAAUUAUUUUGAAGAAGAAAGAUAUAAAAAAUUUUAUGAUUGCAACGAAAGAAUAAUUUUAUCAGCUAUUGCAUUCUUGACUUUACCAGAAACUGUUACAGAGCUACAUAAACGAUUACCUCCUGUAGUAAUACCAAAAUUACGUCCGAAACCCACACUGCCAAUAUUACCAAUAAGACAAAAAAUGGAAUCACCAUAUGAAGAAGAACUCUUUAUACGACCAGACUGGGCAACUUUUUAUAAUCAGUUACAGCAUUGGCAAGAACAACAUCAAUUAAUGCCACUGCCAAAUGUAAUAUUACCACCUAAAGAAUGCAUUUUAAGUAAUUAUAAAAGUGCAAAAAUCAGUGCUUAUACUGAAGAGAAUAAACAUAGUAAAAUACAAAAUAUUCCUCAAUAUAAUCAAUUGCUUCAUGUUAAAAGGAAUCCUUCUCUUCAAAUUAAUCAAAUGCAUAACAUUUUUACUAAAAAAAAGCAAGGAAGAAAUACUGUUAGUAAUACAAAGCAAACAAAUAACAUACCAAUCAAAGUAGAAGUUAAUAAUUCUACUAAUAAUUUAAUAAAUUCUAUUGAAUUAUAUCAAAAUGUAAGUAAUUUUAAUGAAAAUGAACAUUAUAUACAAAAUAAUAAAAAUGAGGAAUUUAAGCAUGAUAACAUAAUAAAUAAUGUAGUGAAGCAUAGUGUACAAUAUCAUAAAGAAAAAUCUACUGGUCUUGAUAUCCCACCAUUAUAUGGAGAAAAUAGAUUAUUUGAUUUUACAAUCAAUGGAAUUAGUGAAAAACCAGGACCAGUAGAAUAUAAAAUAUGUGGAGUUUUACAAUCGCCUCAACCAAAUAAAAAGUCUUGGCUUGAUGAAAAACAUGCACAUUACAUAAUAUCUGGUGCUUCAGAUGAACCACCAACUUGUCCUGUAACAUAUGAAAUGACUGGUAUUGCGAAUGUAACACCUACUAACAGCAAUGAGAAAUUCUUUGCUGUAUUGAAACUUGGAGAUGGACCUAAAAUGAUUUAUCCAAAUGGUAGAAAGAAUCUGUCUCGUCAUUGGCAAGAAUGGUUACAAAAUGUGGAUGAAGAAUUUCGAAAAGUAGAACGCGAAGCAAACAAAAUGAUAAAAAGUAUAGAGGCUGUAACAAAAUUAGUAUUUCCAAAACCUACAUGCGACAGUUGUUGUUCCUGUAGACAAACUAGGAAGUCAUAUAUAAAAGCAAAGGAAACAAAAGCACCUUAUUUUGUAAUAGAUACUAUAAUUGAGGAUGAUAAUAAAAACAAAUAUAUUGUAGGCUCAAUGGCAAUGCAUUCACCUGCACCCACACCACUAGAAUCGACCAUAAAUUUAUUAGAAGUUAUAGCCUCAGAAGAUAUUCUUACCACAAAUGUAAUAAUAAAUGGUGUUACAAAUGAAACAGGUGAAACUCAGUAUUUUAUUUCUGGCUCUAAGAAAGAUGUAAUACAUGUACCAGCACGAAUUAUAGAACCUUCACCUCCAAGACCACCUAGAAAUGUUCCACCAUGUGUAUGUACAAUUCAACAAAUAUUUAGUAAAGGCUUGAUUCAAGCAAUAAGUCAUGAUAAUAUACCAUGGACAAAAGAAGAUGGUUUAUGUUUUGGAAAAAGAUUUAGACCCCAAGAAUCUCCUGCAUAUUCCUGUAAAACAUAUCCAGGUGAUAAAUCAUGCAGAAGAAGUCCAUUUAUGAAUGAAAUAAUUAAAUUAAAAAAGAAAGCUGAAAGAGAAGAAAAAAAAGAACAAAAAUGUGAAAUUACUUCAAAAGAAAAGAAAAUGUAUAGUAUUGCAGAUUUUCAACCAUGUGGUGAUGAACAUGGUAUGAGUAUUUGUGGAGGACCUUGGAAUGUUUUGCAUACUUUAACACCAGAAGAAUUAGAAGAGCAGGAAAAAUUACGAAAAGAAAUAUUGAGAGGUCCACCAUGUGGAACAAAACCUGGACAAGCUGUCUGUGAAGGUCCUUUUGGAGCACGAAUACCACCAAAACCACCACAGAUAUUAAUAGAAGAAGAAAUUCCAGGAGAAGAAGAACCUGAUGAGGAAGAAGAAGAAGAUAUAGAAGAAGAAGAGAAAAUACAGGUAUCUCCUGUUAAAGUAAAGGAAAAAGAAAAGAAACGCGAUAAAAAAUGUCAUAUGAGUCCAGAAUCUAUAGCAACUAGAGAAAAGGUAGUUGUAAAAAAAAUUGAUAAAUUUAUUCCUGAUCCCACCUAUCAUGGCUAUGAUGACCCAUGGAAUAUAUUUCGUACAGCACCAUCAGUAAAAGAAUCUGAAACUGAUUUUAAAAAAUUAUUAAAGCUAAGUUCUCCAAAACCACCAGCAACACCUAUACAAUCUAAAACAUUGAUAAACAAAACUAAAAAAUCUGCGUUACAAGAAUAUAUUUCCGAAGUAAGAGAGUUAAAAAAGGUACCUCCAAUUCCUAUACGAGAUACGUCUGAAAACAUUUCGAAAAAACGUAUUCAAGAAAAAUUUAAAAAUAGAGAAGAAAUUGAUAAAAUAGAAUCAACUGAUAAAAAGAUAAUCCGAAACACAGAAACAAAAAAGCUACAUGAUCAAGUAGUAAAAAGUGAUAUUACAGAGGAUAAAAUAAAAGAUCAAAAUUUAAUAAAAUCCACGAGAACUAAACGCGAUCAAAAGUUGGAUAAAGAACCUUUGUCUUUUAAAUAUUUGAAAAAACAAAGCGAUAAAUCAAAGCCUAAGAAAUCCAGUACAACUAAAGAAAUACCUUUUACAAUUCAUGAGCGAUUCGAAAAACAAUUGGAACAAAUACGUAAUUUAACAAAUUAUGAUGUUCAUAAACAGGAUAAGAAUAGAAAAAGUACAAAGAAAUUAAGUCAUAAAACAACUUUAUUAGCAGACGUAAAAAAGAAAAAAAUAAGUAAACAGUCAAAGAUAAGAAAAAAAUCGGUAAGGCGGGAUAAGAAAAAAGAUGUACAUAUUGAUCAAGAUGUUGAUCCUGAAACAAUCUAUAAAAAUAAGGUACACGAAUUAAAAAAUAUGAUGAAAUCUUCUAAAAUUUAUCCUUAUGAUGUUAAACCAGUAGACAUCUCUGAUAAUCCUCCAACAAAAUGUCAACGAGAAUAUGAAGAUAUUGAAUUUGCAGCUGAUACUACACAAGAUGAAGAAGAUAUAGGUGUUCAAUUACCAAGUAAAGGUCCUUGUGGUUGGAAAACAAAGUCAGAACAACAAUUAUCAACAAAGAAAACUUUAGUAUACCUCCAUGAACCAGACUAUCCACCAGAAACAGUAGCAGUGAAAUCAGGAGGAAAACCAUGUAUUUGCCUAAAAAAUAGAGCAAAGAAAAAAAUAUUGUUAUAUAAUAUUGCAGGACUUAUAGGUGGAAAGAAAGUUGAUGGAGAAAAGAAGUUAUUAAGGAAGAAAAAAGAUGAAGAUAAAAAAAUGCAAGUUAUAGACGGUGCUAUUUAUUAUACUCCACCACCGAGUCUUCGUAGGAGCGAUGAAUAUGUACCUGAAUAUGAUCUUUAUGAAUCUCCAUAUGAUAUGUGUCUUACUGAACGUAAAAAUCAAGACCUUCAAUUUCUCGAACAAUACAGUAGAGUUAAGGUAUCAAAAGUUCCAGGAAAUAAGGAAUCUUGCGAUUGUAAUGACUACAUAGAUACAUAUGGUAUUCAAGCAACAGACAAAAAUAAUGAAAAAGCUCAAUUAAUGAAAGAACUUUAUAAAACUAGAGAAAAAUUAAUAAAUGCAAAGCCGCAGCGGGAACGUUGGGACCUCGCGCUUAAAGAUGUAGGUUUGAUUGAUUAUUUCGUGCGCUGCAGAGACAAUAUGCCUUGUUGGUUAAAGUGUGCUAAAUUUAACAAAAUGGGUUGUGCUAUACCAUACCAAAAACUCAAAACAAAACAACCAGUCUGCGAAUGUAAAUAUGAAAGAAAAAUACUUGAGCAUAGGGAGGAAAAAGUAAAAUGGAAGGAACGACAAAAACGAUUAAAAUCUUUGAAAAAACAGCCAUAUGUAAAUAUUACAAACAUUUCGAAACUAUUGAUACCAAAUACAAAAUUAAUGAUAUCAGGAGUAAAAAGAAUUCCAAAAGAGGAUGAAUAUGUAGACGAUAUUAAAUAUUGCAUAACUGGUGUUGCCGAAAACUAUUCUCAUUUACCACCUAAACAAGUAGUAGGUGGUGUUUAUAUGGUUACACCUAUUCAGACACCUGAACCAAGUGAACACAAAAUACCAUGUGUUUGUUUACAUAGACAUUGGUCGCCUAUGAAAAUUCCUCCCGGACCAUUGCUAAAACCUGAAGAAAUUUUACUUGCUAAGAAAAAACGUAGACAAGAAGCAGUAAAAGAAGCAUUUCGACAAAUUUAUGCUCCACAACCAAUAUAUCACACACAUAAUGAUCAUAGUUGCAAAGAAAAAUGUAGUGAAAGUUCGGAGGUGGAAAACGAUGAAAAUAUAAAAGAAAAUAAUGAAAUAUUUGAUAAUUAUAAUAUCGCAUUGCAUUUAAAAAAACCUGUUGAAGCUAAAAACAAAUUAACAAAUUCUCCGAAAUAUAUUAAACAAUAUGUUAAAUCAAAUAUUGAUUAUCCUCGGAAUAAAAUUGAAGUUGAAAACGUAAUACGGCAAAAACACUCCAACAAAAUAAGAAAUUCAAAUAAAGAAAAAAAUGAUACAAAUAUGACAGUGCAAAAAGCUUUCGAAAGUAAAGUAAGAAAUUUGCAGAAAGGAAAUAAGGACAUUAAAAGUGAAAGAGUUGAUUCACUUGUUGAGACAAUAAGUACUCAUGAGAAACGUGCAUAUAAAGAAAUUAAAAACGAUACACAAUUGCAAAAUAAUUCCAUUGAAUUAGAUAUAGAAAAUAUUGAUAUUUCGAAUAAAGAAAAUAAAAAGAGUUUUGAUAAUUCUAAAAGUUAUUUAAUGGCUGUAUUAAAGAUCGAAUUAAAAAAAAUGGCAACAGAAGGAUAUCUGUUUGCAAAACUACCGAAAUGUUUUUUAAUGCCACAACUGCGAUAUUGGUUGAUGUACAGAGAAGGAAUAGCUCUUAGUAAUACAGAUAAAUAUAAUUCAAUACGCAAAAGUGUUAAUAUGUGGAACAUGAUAGAUACGGUAGCUGCUAAAUCUAAAAUUAAACCUCCACCGUUAAAAAUGAUGGAACUACAGCAGAAAGAAUUAACUUUCGAUAAUGCGCAAAAAAUAAAAAAAGAGAUAACAAUGAAAAAGAAUAUAUGCUAUAGCCAACUUCGCAAGGAACGCGUUUUAUAUGGGCGAUCGAUGUGGAAUUCAAUGGAACACGGAAAAUUCCCGUCAAUAUCAUUUAAACAAGCAUAUUUUACAUACAUGGCUAGUAAAGAAGCCGAUGGUCAUGUUUUUAAACCGUGGUUACCUUCGGAAGUACGCGAAAUGAAUUAAAAAAUAUAUGCUCCAUGUUACGUAAAAUUU
Messenger RNA from Eufriesea mexicana, 6276 nucleotides. RefSeq lists its product as uncharacterized. The record is from RefSeq and is a predicted model, not a curated record. The coding region runs from base 1 to 6246 and encodes 2081 amino acids. NCBI's taxonomy places the organism in Eukaryota, Metazoa, Arthropoda, Insecta, Hymenoptera, Apidae. The transcript has 10 exons.